AUGUUGAAACAUCUGAAAUCUCUCAAAAUUAGUGAUUGCCAGCAUCUUGAAGAGUUGCCGGAGAAUCUUGGUUUGUUAGAAAAUUUAAUGGAGUUGAGUUUAUCGACUGCAAGUAUUCGGCGUCUUCCUGAUAGUGUUUGUAUGUUGAAACAUCUGAAAUCUCUCAAACUUGGAGAUUGCCAACAUCUUGAAGAGUUACCGGAGAACCUUGGCUGGCUAGGAAAUUUAGAGGAGCUGAUGUUCAUGUCUAUAAGUAUUAGACGUCUUCCAGAUAGCAUUUGCAUGCUAAGCCAUUUGAAAUCUCUACACCUUGACUCUUGUGGACGCCUCGAGAAGUUACCCGAGGAUAUUGGGCAAUUAGAGAGUUUAGAGAUGCUAAACCUCGGACAGUGUGAAUCUUUACAGGAUAUUCCAAACAGCAUCUGUAACAUGAAAUCUUUGAAUCAUCUCUAUCUCCGCGAAUGUAGACAAGUUGAGAAAUUGCCAGAGGAUUUGGGAAACCUAAAGCUUUUACAAGGGUUAAAUAUAGCGUUUACAGGAAUAAGUCAUCUUCCACAUAGUAUUUCCUCGAUGAAUGGUCUACUUGUUUUCGGAUCCAUAUCACUUCUUCAGUCUUGUGCUUUUGCAACCGAGAUAUAUACCCAUGAAGUACUUGGACCCCACUGCCGCAUACAAGCCAUGGAUAGCACAUUGGCACGCACAGAAUUAAGGAGCCAGUCCGAACAGAAGUAUCUUACCAGGGAGGGCAAGGAAAUAUUAAUUGAAGAUGGUGAUGAGGGUACACCAGGAGGAGAAUCUUCAAAGUAUCUGCAGAACCAAGAACUCAUCAGAUUCUUGGAGAACUUCAUGUCUGCAGCAGAACCAGAAGAUUUCGAAAAUAUGCUCCAAGUGAUCACCUCCUUUCAAGGUGACAACAAUGAUUCUUCAGAAAUGAGUGAAAAGGAAACUGACAUGAUAAUUAUGAUGCUAAAAGAAGAGCUCCAAAAGAGGUCUAAAAUAGCAUCAUCUUUCAACACCCAAAAUCCAAUGGAAACAAAUACGAGUAAUAUUCCACAAGGUCAACAAAGCCAAUUGACUUAUCCAGACAUGCGUGAGAUGACACCUGACAUCAAACUCUCUCAGGAGGAUGCAGAAAGAGCCCAACAAGUCAUGUCCUCUUUGUCACCAGAGACCAUCGAUACACUGAUAAAGUUGGCUGAUCGAAUAAAAACAGCAUGUGAAGGUGCUGUAAAAACCAAAAAUUGGCUUCUUGGGAGGCAGGGAUUUGUUAUGGUUGUAUGUAUCCUUCUUUUUGCAAUCUUUCUCCAUUUGCUUGGAUUCAUUGGCAAUUAGAAACAAAAAAUGUAAAAACAGUCUGGAAAUGUUGCGUGGGAGAAAUGUUGUAAUGGAGGCUAAUGCAUGGGUAAACACUUUUUUUAUUCCUAAUUCUUUGUUCAGUAAAUUUAUUUAUUGUCCCAAAUGAUUACGUUUGGAGGAGUCAAGCAUGUAAGGAGUUGCUGCAAGAAAAGUAAUUUUAAAGGUGAAAGUAAAUUUACUAAACCAUCUGUAACUUUAAUCAAAUGAUUCUCUGGAUUAUGAUUUCUUGGAAGUUGAAAUAAUCUCUUUGGAAAGACAUGUUGAAAUAAGAUACCCUUUUAGACAAUCAACAACCAGAAUGUAUAUGGUAACUUAAUAGCUUAUCGUAACAAAAACAACAUGAACAUGUUUUACACAAUGUGCCAAUGUGGG
This is a messenger RNA of Lactuca saligna, 1728 nucleotides long. Lineage: Eukaryota; Viridiplantae; Streptophyta; Magnoliopsida; Asterales; Asteraceae. The record is from the annotation of a GenBank genome assembly.